Molecule: messenger RNA, 594 nt
Organism: Dacryopinax primogenitus
Lineage: Eukaryota; Fungi; Basidiomycota; Dacrymycetes; Dacrymycetales; Dacrymycetaceae
Exons: 1
Coding region: 1-594 (197 amino acids)
Source: RefSeq, a predicted model, not a curated record
AUGCUGAGUGCUCGCCUUCCUGAUACCACUUCACUACCAUUGGAUGGACAUCAGCUCGUUUUUCAAGACAUUCUUGUCCAAGGCGAUGACGGACGGACGAGGCCUCUCUUCCGAACAGAGUUCGAUUCCAAACGAUGUGUCGUGAAAUUCAGUCACACGUAUGGCGUCGAGGCACACGAACUGCUUGCGAAGGCAGGACUUGCUCCCGCCUUAUUUCACGCCAAGCAGGUCUAUCAUGACAGCUUCUGGCUUAUUGUGAUGGAUCAUGUUGAUGGAAAGCCGUUUGUUGAAGUGCCGUCGGAAGGGAAAGACUCGGUUCUGAACGAUCUCAGUCGAGCUGUUCAACACCUAGCCGCCUCUGGCCUCGUUCAUGGAGAUCUGAGGGAACUGAACAUUAUGUGCGUCAAGGAGGACAAGACUUGGCGCGCAAGAUUGGUCGAUUUCGAAUGGUCAGGAGGAGCAGGGAAGGCCCGAUACCCCGUUUCUCUCAACGAUACAGGAGAGAUUGGAUGGCAUAGCUCUGUCAAGCGAGACGGGUUCCUGGAACGGGCACACGAUGAACACAUGUUGAAGCGGCUGAUGAGUGGCAGAUGA